AUGGAGCUUUAUUAUGAAUUCCUGUUGGAUGGUUUCAGGAAGCUUGGCCCUGAGGAACCUGUUCUACAAAACACCGUUUUCGGCUGGGUUGCAGCCGGAAAGGUGGGAUUUCAUCACCAUGCAGGUCAACCGAAAGUAGCCCACGUUUGCAGCAUGGAGAAGGUUGAAGACACAAUCUCUCGCUUUUGGGAACUGGAGUCCUGCUGGUCACCCUGUACACAGUCUCCCGAUGAAACUUUCUGCGAAGAGCAUUUCGUAGCCAACACAUUUCGUGAUGAGUCGGGGCGAUUCGUGGUAACACUACCCAAGCGCACCGAUGUUCUGUCCCAGCUCGGGCGCUCCAAGAAUAUUGCGGUUAACAGAUUCCAUGCACUGGAACGUCGACUUGAUGCCAACCCAAAUCUGAAGCAGGCAUAUACUGCGUUCAUAACGGAGUACUUGCAACUCAACCACAUGCGAGAAAUCAACGACGUCAACGAUUCCUUCCCUUCCUACUACCUUCCACAUAAUGGCGUGGAGAAGGCGGAUAGUACCACCACGAAAUUGAGGGUUGUGUUCGACGCCUCCUGCCGAACUGACUCUGGCGUGUCACUAAACCAGGCGCUUUUGGUAGGACCUGUCGUACAAGAUGACUUGUACGCAAUUUCGCUUCGCUUUCGGAUGCGUCAGUAUGCCAUUGUCGCAGAUGCUGAAAAAAUGUAUCGUCAGAUCCGUGUACAUCCAACUGACUUCCUUCUUCAACGUAUCCUGUGGCGGAAUUCUAGUCGGGAGCAGCUGAAAACGUUCGAACUUACCACCGUCAUCUAUGGUACGGCUUCGGCGCCGUAUUUGGCCACCAGGUGCCUUCUCGAGUUGUCUAAACAAGGAUCCAACGAUUUUCCUCAAGCGGCGGAAAUAUUAGCCAAAGAUUUUUAUAUAGACGACAUGCUCACCGGAGUCGAAGAUGAGGACGAUGGAGCACAACUAUGUAUCCAGCUUCGGAACCUACUGAAGUCAGCUGGGUUUAGCCUACGUAAGUGGGCAUCCAACUCCAAUGCCAUACUGUCAGCCAUACCAUCCGAGCUACGCGACGAGCGCUCGAUGCUUGCUCUGGACACACCGUCUACCAUAAAAACUCUGGGGUUGAUAUGGGAACCGGCAACCGAUCUACUCCACUAUACCAUUCCUAAAUGGUCACUCACGAACUCUAUUACUAGAAGAACGGUAUUAUCGGAUACUGCAAAACUGUUUGACCCUCUAGGGUUGGUCGGUCCGGUGAUAGUCCUGGCUAAAAUAUUCGUUCAAACCCUCUGGCGAAGCUCACAUUCUUGGGAUGAUCCUCUCGAUGACCACCAACAACAGUAUUGGCUUGCUUUCCGCAACAGUCUGGAUGCUCUACCAUCAAUUUCCGUUCCACGUUGGGUAGCCUUUGCCAACGCUCCAGUUAAUGUGGAACUGCACGGCUUCUGUGAUGCAUCGAUCCGAGCAUACGGUGCAUGUUUGUAUAUUCGAACGGUCUCUAAUGAUGGUGGCAUUUCCGUGCGUCUUCUGACUGCCAAAUCCAAAGUGGCCCCACUCGGAGACUCGAAAAGGCAGAAAAGGGUCAGUCUACCCAGGCUGGAGUUAUCUGCGGCUCUACUACUGAGUCAUUUGUACCAUAAGGUCAACUCCAGCAUCGCUCUGAACACCCGAUCCUUCUUCUGGUCGGACUCAACGAUAACGCCAGUGUUGUGCUUGAUCAUUAUCAGACGAACAUGA
This is a messenger RNA of Armigeres subalbatus, 1737 nucleotides long. RefSeq lists its product as uncharacterized. Lineage: Eukaryota; Metazoa; Arthropoda; Insecta; Diptera; Culicidae. Bases 1 to 1737 code for a protein of 578 amino acids. The transcript has a single exon. The record is from RefSeq and is a predicted model, not a curated record.